UGGGGAGGGGCGGCUCCGGCUCGCGCCGAUGGCGGUCUCCUCCUCGCGCUGCCGUUGUUUCGGGUUCGGGUUCAAUCAGUUCGGGCAGAUUGGCGAGGCCGGAGAAGGGGGAGGAUUGGGUCGGGUCCUGAGGCCCCGAGAAGUGAGCUUCCCGCUCGCCGGCUUUAAACAGAGCGCGGAGAGAAGCGAGCGGCCGCCCCCGGCCCCGCCCCCGGCCCCGCCGCCAUUACCGCAACCGUCACAGCCUGAGGCCCAGAGCCUGGGGGAAGCUUCUCAAACACCGCCGUCACACCCCAGACAGGGCCCGGGGGAGACUCAGAGGCCUGGGACUCGGAUCUGCCCCACUUGGGGACGCACUGCAUGGCUGACGGAUGAUGGAUCUGUGUUUUUCUAUGGUUUUGUUGCUGGUCGCCCUUGGCAGCAGUUGUGCGUUAAUAACCAAGAUAAUCAGCAUUGCAAAGACAUUCUUUGUUCUGAAAAAUAUCUUCUGGUAUUGUAUGAAGACAAAGUGGAAUGCUGGGAUGUUCGAGAGCUCUGCUCUGCUGGAGGAACAGAUGCCAAAGUGACCUGGACGAUGCAGUUGAAGGAGAGGGAAGCAAUGAGUACAGUGCUACCGCUGGUACCUGGUGGCUACAUCACAACAGUGCCUCCAUUCUACAAAUCGUUGUCACCUCUGCUCAAUGUAGUAAAACUGGUGCUUGGCACUGAGCAUGCUCUCCUACUGAGCAUGGGUGGGACUGUUUAUUCCUGGGGCUCUGGACACUAUGGUCAGUUAGGGCAUGGAAGUGUUGAGAAUGAGGUAGAGCCGAGGAUCGUGGAGGCAUUACAUGGGUUGGUGAUGGCUGAGAUAGCAGCAGGGGCCUGGCAUUCCGUAAGUGCAAGUGAAUCUGGAGACCUAUACUUGUGGGGUUGGAAUGAAUCAGGACAGCUGGGACUGCCAACAAAAUCAUGCUGUAAGAAUAAGGGGCAGCUGAAGAAGUGCUCUGAAGAGGGCACUCUGAUACUAAGAAAUCCCAGCGACAUGCUUGUGAAAUCAGCCAGUGAAGAAGUAACUGCCACACAGGAACCAGAAAACGUGAAUGUAUUUAUCUCGAUCCAGGCAUUUCCUGCAUUGGUAGAUUUACCAGACGGGUCAGAGGUCAGAAGAAUCAGCUGUGGGUCACGGCACACUGCAGCCAUUAACCGGGGAGGAGAGCUGUUCACAUGGGGUUGGUGUAAUUAUGGACAGCUUGGCCACGGGCACACCGAUAGUUCUGAUCAACCAAAACGUGUUGAAUAUUUUGUAAAAAAUCAGCUUACUGUUCUAGAUGUUGCCUGUGGACCUUGGAACACGUUUGUAUUUGCAGAACAGAAAGAGUUUUAAACACUGCAUCAUUGUGGAGCUUUGAAGAUUGCCUAGGAUUAAUCACACUCCAUGCAGUCGAAUAGACAUUCUGACAUUCACCGUCCAUGCUCCUGCAUGAAGAACGCCUACUAGAAUGGGGUCAAACGGCUGACGCUUGUGGAACCAACCCAGCAAGAGACACCUUCAAGAGAGAAAAUUAGCCAGGAAAGAUUGUAAAGGAGGUCAAAAUGUCAAGAGUAAGUUAUAUAAGAUACUGAAUGCUUUUGGAAACAAAUGUUCUUUUUAAAUAAUGGAGCAUUUGUUUUAUUGUUUACCUUAUCGAUGGACAUAAAUAAGAAUAUUAUUGACUAAUUAUGUUUAUUGGUAUGACUAAAUAAAUUGUUCAGUUUCUCAGCGUGAA
Molecule: messenger RNA, 1745 nt
Organism: Callorhinchus milii (elephant shark)
Lineage: Eukaryota; Metazoa; Chordata; Chondrichthyes; Chimaeriformes; Callorhinchidae
Product: RCC1 domain-containing protein 1
Exons: 8
Coding region: 29-1363 (444 amino acids)
Source: RefSeq, a predicted model, not a curated record